AUGUUUCGCUAUAGAAAAGUGCUUUCACAAGACUUCUAUAAAGCAGCUGUUCUCAAAACCAUUCUCAGUAACUACUUAUUUAGCUGUGAUCAGCAAGUUCAAGAAAGCUGGAAAGCUGUUAAAGGUUACCAUUGGAAAAAGAAGAUAGUAAUGGAUGAAUUCAGUUUUUCAUUUCUAUGGACAGUGAUGCUGAUGAUCGUGAUGUUUGUCAAUCUUAAUUCUGUAUCUGGUUGCUCCUCUAAAAAAAAAAAAAAAGAAGAUAAAAAAAGCAAAAGUAAAGACAAAAAGGGUGCUCGAGCAAAGGACAAUAGAGAAGGAGAUGUAGCUGUAGUUCCUGAUGGUGGCGCUAUUAAGGCACCAGCUCAAGGCGCGAUAGCUGGAACUUUUGAUCCAAACUAUCAGACUAUGGCUGGAUUAGGAAAUGAUGUUUUUGGUGCUGACAAAGGUGGCGCAGGUGGAGGUGGUGUUGGUGGUGGAGCUUCUCCUGUUGCACCACGUGUUAGCGGACCAAUGGUUCCAGCUCAAGGUGGCAUUGCCGGAACCUACGACCCAAAUUAUCAAACAAUGGCUGGUCUAGGCAAUGACGUCUUUGGAAAUAAAGGUGGUGGAGGUGGUGGUGGAGGAGGUGGUGGUGGUAUUCCUCCAGGCGGUGCAGGAGGUGCAGUACCUAAAGUUCCAGAGCAAGGCGGUAUAGCUGGAACAUUUGAUCCCAAUUACCAAACGCUUGCCGGAGUCGGUAACGAUGUUUUCGAUAGGAAAUAA
Brugia pahangi is the source of this 762-nucleotide messenger RNA. Lineage: Eukaryota; Metazoa; Nematoda; Chromadorea; Rhabditida; Onchocercidae. The record is from the annotation of a GenBank genome assembly.